AUGGACGACCAAGCCAGCAUCUGGCUUUCCGGCGGCCAGCCAUCGUCAACACCACCACCUACUCACAACGCAUCAUCCAUGAUAACCUACACCCCCACCGCCCUCAAGAUCAUCGGUCAACAAUGCAGCCAGCGCCUGCCUCCCGCCAACGCCGUACAGGCCAUGUUCCUGUACGAGCUGCAGCGUCAAAGCGAAUCGGAGCAGCUCUUUAAGAACCAGAUGUUCCGACUCGCACGCAGCGAGGACGCGUCGACGAUCCAACAGCGGCGGAUCGAGGAGUUGGAGGGCAAGGUCGUGGGAUUGGAGAAGAAGAUCAUGGAGAAGGUUCACGAGGAGAGAAUCGCGACGAGUCAGAGCAUGAUGCAUAUGCUGGGGGCGAAGAUCAAGGGUGUGACUGAGAAGGUUGAGGGACUGGAAGGCGCGAUUGGAAGCUUGAGCGCCAGGGUCGAGGAGGUAGCUCAGGAGAGGACGAAGGAGACUUCUGAUGGCCAAGCAGAAGACAAGAAGGCGGCUUUCGUGAAGAUGAUGAAGGCUGAGAUCGACGUCUUGUUCGAGGAUCGUGAUGGCAUUUUGGACAUCAUCGGUGGACUGAAGGCGCGUCUUGCUGAACUCGAGCUCAAGUCGAAAUCGGAGGAACCACCACAACCAUCGACCAGCAGCAUCGCCGCCCCCACCAGCAUCGCCGAACCCACCAACAUCGCCAAGGAUACCACCAACAUCUCCAAGGAUACCACCGACAACACCCUCAAUAUCGUCACCAAUGGUACCAAUGGUACCACCGUCACCAAGGGCAUCAACGCCACCGGCGGUGUGAACAGUGGCCCUCAACCCCGACUCCCAAUCGGCCCAUCUCACCGUGCUCCAACCAGCGGCACCUCCACUCCAACCCAGGCCCAGCGCCUUCCACUUCGUCCCUCAACCCCCUCCCAAACGCCACUCGACCUCUCCAUCCCAAAGGGCAAAGCGCACGUCACCCUCCGCGGCAGCAAUCACGCCCCACCACCCGUUCCCACGCCUUCUGAUGGCAACCUGCGCCCCUUCAGCCCCGGGAAGCAAUGGACAUCAUAG
Molecule: messenger RNA, 1068 nt
Organism: Zasmidium cellare ATCC 36951
Lineage: Eukaryota; Fungi; Ascomycota; Dothideomycetes; Mycosphaerellales; Mycosphaerellaceae
Exons: 1
Coding region: 1-1068 (355 amino acids)
Source: RefSeq, a predicted model, not a curated record